GCUCUUUACUGUGAUAGUGUAGCCUAAACUGAAUUUCAGGAGAUUAAUGACCUGGGAUCAGCACACUGGACAGCGGUCCUUGACUGUUCCAGCACUCGUAUUUUUCAUAACGCAAAAUGCACGCUGAUGAAAAGAGACGACGCGUCCACCGGACACCCACGAGCGCGUAAAGAACCGCCGUUAAGCACGAGCUAAAUCAUGGGUUUAUGGCACGCGCUGCUGCUUGAAUGCCUGCUCGCCUCGGUAGCCGUCGUUUCUCUCUCAUCCAACUCGCUCUUGCAGCGGUGUUUCUCCCGAAGCUCAGAGAUCCGCGCCUGCGCUCCCGGACUUUUCAUCCUCAACCUGUCCAUGUGCAACAUCCUGUCCACCGUGCGCAAUGUGCCCUGAACGCGGCUCGAGCUCUCCAAGAACCAGAGACCAUUCGGGGACUCGCUUUGCCGUGUAGCGAGCUUUACGGACACUUUUUGGACUACAAACCCUAUGCUGAGCAUGGCUGCCCUGGGUGUGGACCGGUGGGCGGCCGUUGCAUUUCCGCUUACCGACUCAAGCAGUGUGAGACACAAGCACGCGGCCGUGACGCUGGCUUAUGCGUGGGUGCACUCUCUAGCGUUGUCCACGGUGCCCGCGCUUUUCUCGUGGACAGACGCGUGCACCUGCAGCGUGGAAACCGGGUUCGCCGUCUUCUCCAUGGUGUUUCACUGCGCGAGCCUCGCGCUCACGCUGCUCGUCCUCUGCGUCACUUUCAGCCAAAGCAACUCCAAAGGCGGAAUCAAAUCUAAUUAUGCAUCUCUCGCUCUUAGGACUUAUACUGCCUUGAGGCCCUCUUUGGAAGUUCCUACUUGA
Ictalurus furcatus (blue catfish) is the source of this 843-nucleotide messenger RNA. RefSeq names its product G protein-coupled receptor 78a (gene gpr78a). Gene Ontology annotation, molecular function: G protein-coupled receptor activity. The record is from RefSeq and is a predicted model, not a curated record. NCBI's taxonomy places the organism in Eukaryota, Metazoa, Chordata, Actinopteri, Siluriformes, Ictaluridae. Gene Ontology annotation, cellular component: membrane. Gene Ontology annotation, biological process: adenylate cyclase-activating G protein-coupled receptor signaling pathway.